Gymnodraco acuticeps is the source of this 3609-nucleotide messenger RNA. It is a transcript of the gene osbpl3b, whose product is annotated as oxysterol binding protein-like 3b. Gene Ontology annotation, cellular component: cytosol; perinuclear endoplasmic reticulum; plasma membrane. Bases 24 to 2858 code for a protein of 944 amino acids. Gene Ontology annotation, molecular function: cholesterol binding. Lineage: Eukaryota; Metazoa; Chordata; Actinopteri; Perciformes; Bathydraconidae. The record is from RefSeq and is a predicted model, not a curated record. The transcript has 23 exons.
AGGAGGACGGUGCAUGUGUGUGCAUGUCAGCUGUCUGCUUGAGACAUUGUUUGAGUAUCUCUUUAUCGGCUGUGCUCUCUCAUUUGGGGUUAAACCAGAUCCUUCCAUUUAUCCCUGUCCUCAUCACCUGGAAUUCACGUCUCUGUCAAGUAGAGGAAUGUUCCGGGUGCUCCCUUAGCCUGCAGUGGCCAGUCUGCAGCGAGAUGGGCUCAGAGGAUCGCAGUUCAGCAGCCAUGUCACAAAAGAUAUCCUCGGUGUCACGCAGCAACAGCAGCUCCUCGUCCAAACUGGACAGCCGACAGGACAGUUGGGAAAUAGUGGAGGGUCUUCGAGGAGGCUUCAGCAAUGUCCUGGAGCCCCAGAAACAGGAGGGCUACAUGCUCAAGAGGAGAAAGUGGCCGAUGAAGGGCUGGCAUAAGAGGUACUUCUUCCUGGACAAGGGCAUCCUGAAGUAUGGAAAGUGCAGUGCUGAUAUUGAGAAAGGGAAACUGCAUGGCUGCAUUGACGUGGGCCUCUCUGUCAUGGCCAUUAAGAAGAAAGCCAAGUGCAUCGAUCUUGAUGCUGAGGAAAACAUUUAUCACCUGAAGAUUAAGUCCCAGGAGCUGUUUGAUGAAUGGGUUGCCAAGCUGCGCCACCAUCGACUCUAUCGGCAAAAUGAGAUUGCCAUGUACCCUACCGACAAGUCCUUCUACUAUCCCCACUACCCCUCCGCCAACUCCCCUAGCAUGGCGGAGGGUGCCUCCAUCAGAAAGUGCAUGUCUAUGCGCAGACAGUCCACAGUGCAUUCUGCAGGAGCCUUCCCUUUAAACUGCAGCAGCCAGGCCAAAGUAACCGCCUGGCUCCAGUCAUCAGACGACAUGGACAAGUGCUCCAAAGACUUGUCAGUGUGUGACGGCUACCUGCUGGAGCUCAACCACCUGCUUCAGAGUAUGGAAGUCCUGCACCGCACCUAUUCUGCUCCAUCAAUCCAAACACUGCAGGCAUCUACGUUUGACAGCCCGAAAAAGGAAAAGAGACUUCCAAAGAAAUGGCGCACUAAAAACUACAACAAAGAUGUCAAAGCAACUCUGCAGGUGCCUAGCUGCAUCUCCUCUAGCUCUGUGCGCCUCCACGCCUCGAACCCCAACCUCUCCACAGCUGCGCUCGCCAACGACAAGGCGGACACCGAAUCGCUGGAUUCAGCUUUUGACGUGACCAAGCUGCAGGAGGACUUCUGUCGCGUUGCUGCCAACUUUCAUGCAACCAUGAAGACGGCCCUGAAUACACUAACAUCUGAACGAGAGAGAUUAAAACAAUGUGUGGACCACGAAACAAUUCCCCCUACCUCUCCUCAGGUUGUCGGUUUGAAGAACGCUCUGACAACGGCUUUAGCCCACAACUCUGAGCUGAGGGAGCGCCUGUGCAAGAUUCAUGCCGAGUCCCACAUCGUAGAGCCCACACUAAUAAAUGUCACUGCCCCUGUACAGAAACAGGAGUCUGCUGAUGAAUCCCUUCCACUCAUACAUCAAGUCUCCAACGAGAGCAGAGCUUCAAUCACAGAGUCUUUGUCCGAGUUCUUCGAUGCACAGGAAGUUCUGCUGUCUUCUAGUUCCUCAGAAAAUGAGGCGUCGGAGGAUGACUCAUACAUUAGUGACAUCAGUGACAACAUUUCCAUGGACAACUUCUGCAACGAGACAGAAUGUGAGAGACCAAACUCAGGCUCUGUGGAAGAAGGCACUGUCCUUUAUCAGCGUAGAUCCUGCCUGCCCUCGCCCAGCCCCAACAACAGCUCCAUUAGCCUGUGGAACAUCCUCAGGAACAACAUCGGCAAAGACUUGUCCAAAGUGGCGAUGCCUGUACAGCUGAAUGAGCCGCUGAACGCCCUGCAGAGACUGUGUGAGGAGCUGGAGUACAGCGAGCUGCUGGACAGGGCUGCUAACACACAGGACCCUUUUGAACGUAUGGUAUACAUAGCUACAUUUGUUGUAUCGGGCUAUGCAUCCAGCUACUACAGAACAGGAGGAAAGCCUUUUAACCCUCUCCUGGGAGAGACGUACGAAUGUGACCGGCCAGAUAAAGGCUUUACAUUUGUUGCCGAGCAGGUGAGCCAUCACCCGCCGAUCUCAGCUUGCCACGCAGAGUCUAAAAACUUCAUCUUCUGGCAAGAUGUGAGGUGUAAGAACAAGUUCUGGGGGAAAUCAAUGGAGAUUCUUCCUGUUGGCACCACUCAUGUAACUCUGCCGGGAUUUGGAGACCACUAUGAGUGGAACAAGGUGACGUCCUGCAUCCACAACAUUCUCAGUGGACAGCGCUGGAUUGAACAUUAUGGAGAGAUCUCCAUCAGAAACUCCAGCAGUGAUAUUUGUCAAUGCAAGAUCACUUUUGUUAAGGCCAAAUACUGGAAUUCAAGCGUGAAUGAGGUGGAGGGAGCUAUCACAGAUAACAAAGGGAAGGUCAUCCACAGACUCUUUGGAAAGUGGCAGGAAGCUGUUUUCUGUGGAGACCCUCCCUCAGCCAAAUGUAUCUGGAGAGCAAAUGCAAUGCCAGCAGACCUUGAGCAGUACUAUGGUUUCACCAAGUUUGCUAUUGAGCUGAACGAGCUGGACCCCCCCCUGAAGCUGCUGUUACCCCCCACCGACACCAGACUACGGGUGGACCAAAGACUGCUGGAGGAGGGGAACUUGGAGGCUGCAGAGGAACAGAAGCAGAGGAUUGAACAGCUGCAGAGAGAGAGAAGGAGAGUCCUGGAGGACAACGUAACACAUCAACCCAAAUUCUUCAGGAAGUCAAAGGACGAUACCUGGGUGAGCAACAACACAUACUGGGAGCUGAGGAAGGACCUUGGCUUCACACAAAUAGAUUUUCCUACACUGUGGUGACCCCUGAACUACAGACCGCAAACACUUUGUUCUGCACAGCCUCUACUGUGAUGCCGACGCGGUUCUGCUAAUGUGACUGUAUCCCAGUCUUACCAUCCACAUUCAGUGUUGGUCUUCUUUAUUGCAGUUCAUCAAAGUUAUUGCCUUAAUAACAAGUGCUUAUGUAAGUUAAGUAAACAUUUUUAUGCAAACAUAUAUUGAGAAUGUUGAUACAUUUAGGCAACUUUUGCCCAUAUUUUCACCUGAUAUGUUACACUGUAUCACUCAAACUGAGAAAAAGGAAAACUACUUUGUUUAAAGGAUGAUAAAUCAUUUUCAUAACUGGUCCUACUACACUAGCUUAAAAUGUAUUGAACAACUGGUCACUUUCACUGUUUUCUAAUCAUGGACAUUCUCUACCUCUGAGAUAAACUAGCCUUGAUAUGCCAUUGAUGAUGAAGUGUAUACAUCUGAUAUUUAUUCUGCACCUGCCUGAUGCCUUACUCGUCAUACUCGUAUUAUUUAAUUUAUUUUGGUUGCAUCUCUGAGAUCCAAAUUAUAUCUAAAUCCAUACUCAACGUUUCUUUCUGUUUCAUAACUGUAAUUACUGCUUUUUGUUCUGAUUGUGUGAAUGAUUGUGCCACUAUGAGCAGCAGAAGCAAUUAUUUUUCACUGUAUCUAUUGCACCAUUGUUUACUUAGACCCUGGGCUUUGGGAUCAAACGUGUCCAAAACUAUGCUCCAUGAGAUCAAAUAAAGUCUCUGAUGCUUUU